This is a messenger RNA of Nycticebus coucang (slow loris), 3307 nucleotides long. RefSeq names its product carbohydrate sulfotransferase 10 (gene CHST10). The transcript is spliced from 9 exons. Lineage: Eukaryota; Metazoa; Chordata; Mammalia; Primates; Lorisidae. The coding region runs from base 595 to 1722 and encodes 375 amino acids. The record is from RefSeq and is a predicted model, not a curated record. Gene Ontology annotation, biological process: proteoglycan biosynthetic process; carbohydrate biosynthetic process. Gene Ontology annotation, molecular function: sulfotransferase activity. Gene Ontology annotation, cellular component: membrane.
GGAGACGCGCACGGCCAGCCAGGCGCGCGGGGGCCGCGAGGGGCGGCGGCGGCCUCGCCCCCGGGAGCCGGCCUUGCGCGCCGGCCGUCUUACUUCCUCUGCCGCCGCCGCCGCAGCCGCCGCCACAUCCCCGGGCCCGGCGGGCCGCCGCACAGAGACCGCCGGCGGCGUGGGGCGGGGCGGGCCUCCGCGCUCCCGGGACGCCGGGGCCCCGCGCGCUUCGCCCACAGGCCCGGUGAGGCCCGCGCGGAGCUGGGCGCCCAGGCCGCGGGAGAAGCCUGAGGACCGCGGAGGGGGCCAGAGUUUGUGCACAUGAAGCCUUCGAAGCUGCAGUCCACACUGGUGUCCCCACGUGUCCUGAGCACCAUCCCAGGGACCAGAAGCAGGAGAGCUGUGACCCAUGCAGGAUUAGGAAGUUGUCUCUGAAGUCAUUCGCUAUCAACACCAUGUUGAGAAGAUCAAUUCUCCCUGCUGCCCACAAGUGAUGGAUGGCUUAAAGCUGGUGGAAACCAAACCAAAGUGCCAUCUCAGAGCGUGACUUCUGUGCCAGGCUGAGGACUGACGUGCCCCACAUCACUCCUGGGCCACAAUAGCAUGAAAAACACGCACCCUCAAGGUUCUGCACAGGCCCUCACAGGAAGAAUUGUUGAAUGGCUGACAUUUGACAACAUGCACCACCAGUGGCUUCUGUUGGCCGCUUGCUUUUGGGUCAUUUUCAUGUUCAUGGUGGCUAGCAAGUUCAUCACGUUGACCUUCAAAGACCCAGAUGCAUACAGUGCCAAACAGGAGUUUCUGUUCCUGACAACUAUGCCGGAAGUAGGGAAGCUGGCAGAAGAGAAGCACUUCCCUGAGGAACUGAAGCCGACUGGGAAAGUGCUUCAACCCCUGGUCUACAUGGAGCGCCUGGAACUCAUCAGAAACGUCUGCAGGGAUGAAGCCCUGAGGAAUCUCUCUCACACUGCUAUCUCCAAGUUUGUCCUGGACCGAAUAUUUGUCUGUGACAAGCACAAGAUUCUUUUCUGCCAGACUCCCAAAGUGGGCAACACCCAGUGGAAGAAAGUGCUGAUUGUUCUAAAUGGAGCGUUUCCUUCUAUUGAAGAGAUACCCGAAAAUGUGGUCCAUGACCACGAGAAGAAUGGCCUCCCCCGCCUCUCUUCCUUCAGUGAUGCGGAAAUUCAGAAGCGCUUAAAAACAUACUUCAAGUUUUUUAUUGUAAGAGAUCCCUUUGAAAGACUCAUUUCUGCAUUUAAGGAUAAAUUUGUUCACAACCCCCGGUUUGAACCUUGGUAUAGACAUGAAAUUGCCCCCGGCAUCAUCAGAAAAUACAGGAGGAACCGGACAGAGUCCCGGGGGAUCCAGUUUGAAGACUUUGUGCGCUACCUGGGCGAUCCGAACCACAGAUGGCUAGACCUUCAGUUUGGGGACCACAUCAUUCAUUGGGUGACAUAUGUAGAACUCUGCGCACCCUGCGAGAUAAAGUACAGUGUGAUUGGACACCACGAGACUCUGGAGGACGAUGCCCCAUACAUCUUAAAGGAAGCUGGCAUAGACCACCUGGUGUCCUACCCAACCAUCCCUCCAGGCAUCACUGUGUACAAUAGAAGCAAGGUGGAGCACUAUUUCCUGGGCAUCAGCAAACGAGAUAUCCGACGGCUGUAUGCACGUUUUGAAGGGGACUUUAAGCUCUUUGGGUAUCAUAAACCAGAUUUUUUGCUAAACUAAUACAUAGGACCUGUGGAUUCAUAUGUCUUCGUUAGAUCGGGGGCUAACCAGUUGGAGGUCGAAGCACAGAAACGACACUUCCUCCAUCUCACCUCUCCUUUUAGAACUCCCAGGGGCUCCCACAGGCCUCUGCUGGACGCUGUUGUGACUUAGUUUGGAUAUAAGAUGUACUGAGGGCCCUGUCCCCCACCCCUACCAGUGUCAUUAGGAUGGUACUGGCUUUCCCUAUCCUCAGAGGGGAGAAGAGUCUAAACAUUUGCAUCCAACAGACUCACAGGGAGGAGCACUCCACAGCCUCAGCAGCCAUCUCCCUCAGCUAUCAAGGGAACACAGGGCUCUGGUCAGGGGUGUCCAACCUGUCACAGGGUACCGCAGGAUCAGCACCCAGCACUUUCAGGACAGACAGAUAAGCCAGGAGGCUGCAAAAAUCACCGAGGCUCACACAGCAUCACAUCUGAGGAACAGAGUGACACCUCUGGCUUUCAUCUUGGUGCUGCUGUGAUCACAGAGGUGGGACAUUCUUUUCAUGACGAUUGUGUUUCUGUGACAUUCCGUGGUACCCUGAGCAUGGUUUCCAGCAGUCCAUGUUUUUAACAUCCAUGCCCACGUCACCUGCCAAGCGCCUCUCUCAUUUGCCACGAGACAUACAGAUUGCAAAAUUGAGGGCAAUUCUACCUGCGAGGAAAAACAUAUUUGGGGGCCUCAAAAGGAACAAGGUAUGGGAAGAGAGAGAGCUAGCUGUGGAUUCGAGCAUGUCUGUCCAGGCUUACCCUACCUGGGUGGGCAGCAGGGAUCUCUACCUGUCUCCUCCAGGGAUCUCCAAACACUACAAGGGCACCAUGCCAGCAUCUCAGAACUCGGUACAGUUUAGACAUUUUAAUUCCUUUCAUCUCAGCAAAAUGCAUACCAUAGGGCCCGUUUCUGAUAACACCACCAUCCUGGGUUCCAUGGCUAGAAGUUGGGUAAUCAAGUUCACCAGCAAUAAAAUCCUGGCUGAGGCAGCCUCCAGUAAUGUGUCUUCUAGGCACUGAAGCAGGCCUCCGUGAAGAGCAAGCCACAGCGACUAUUUCAGAUGCCGUCCAGCAGCCAGGGCCAUCUGGACAGACAACAGACCAUUUGUUAAGAUACGUCCCCAGUGCUCAGGUCUGCAUAGCACUGCUGAACCAGGGCGAGGGGUGAGCUGGACUUUUCUUAAAGGCAGCCUCAACCUUCCUUGUCUCAAAAUGGUUUCCUGAAUAUGUAAAUGUGAAAGUAAAAUAAAAUUUAAAAUAUGUGCCAAACCUGACACGGGCUGCUUUUCCUGGGGAAGGUGCUCCCAGGCCACAAGUGCCCCUCCCUCCUAGGCCAGUGACAGCAGAUGGGCCUGGGCGCACACAGGAAGUGAGACUCAGCCUCUGUCCAUCCUCAACUGACAAUGCCAAGGUUGUGACACUUGGGUUGUUUUUCUAUGAAUUUUAGCAGAGUCUUGUUCAAAUUUCAGACUCAAUAAGCUGAUCAAUUACUUCUUUCUUAUUUGAAAUGUAACAGUGUUGAAUAAUGUAUGUGAAUUUAAGGCCUUAAAGUUAGUCCUAAUUAAAAUAGCAUU